UACAAUUUCCCAGUCACGCGAUAUUAAAAAAUCCUUUCGAAUUAUUCUUUUAAAAAAACGAAACAUGAUGUGAACCUCUUCACGAGUUAAGUUUUCCCAUGCCGGGUUCGAUGCCGAUAUAAAAGUGAGGAGGCUCCUCAGGAGAUGGUCAGUUCACCCGGGAGCUCAGAACGGCCACGAAAAUUGCUCCCCACGGGCACGGCAGUCCUGCGCGCGCGUACAUCGCCUACCACAAGCUCGGCGGCGCCAUGGACACCCAGACCCCGCCGCAGGAAUGCGAGUGCGGCGUGCAACCAUCCGUCUUCUACCUGCUCGCCACGCUUCUUCUUACGAGUUGCUCAACGGCGAUGCUAUGCGCGUCCAUCAUGACAGACCACUGGGAGCACGUGGUGUGGGAGCGAGCCGCUCUGGCAGCGCUGGCCAACGCGUCCAGCACUACGUUACAGUGGCUACUGGACGAGAAAGUCGCUAAAGGAUGGUGCGAGUCGGCAGCAUGCGAAUGUGGCAUACCAAAGCAGACAAUCCGCCAUAUGGUGCUGGAAUGCCCUAACACCAAAUUCAAUGGCAGCUUUGAAGAGCUCAAAACCUUAAAUGGGAAAGCCGUGGACUAUUUUAAGACUUCUAGGUUUAAUUUUUAAUUGUACAAUGCAGUGACA
Messenger RNA from Leguminivora glycinivorella, 656 nucleotides. RefSeq lists its product as uncharacterized. Bases 249 to 638 code for a protein of 129 amino acids. The transcript has 5 exons. The record is from RefSeq and is a predicted model, not a curated record. NCBI's taxonomy places the organism in Eukaryota, Metazoa, Arthropoda, Insecta, Lepidoptera, Tortricidae.